Molecule: messenger RNA, 2147 nt
Organism: Bombus huntii
Lineage: Eukaryota; Metazoa; Arthropoda; Insecta; Hymenoptera; Apidae
Exons: 5
Coding region: 798-1718 (306 amino acids)
Source: RefSeq, a predicted model, not a curated record
GAAUCCCCUACAGCAAUUCAUUUCGUUAAAAACUGUCGUAUAUGAAUAAAUAUAAUUUAUAGAUACUGUAUGAAAAUAAUUAAAUGUACACACUUCCUGGCAAACUAUUAUAACUAAUAUGUUACCAUUAAAAAUAAGUUAUCUGUAAGAAUAGAUUAGAUAUUUCCAGGCUGCGAUGCAGUAUUAAUCUUAUAGAAGUAAAAAAAUUAUGUUCGUUUUUCAAACAAAACUGAGUGCAUUUGAGCUUAAAUUUAAACAUGUGGUAAUUCCCACAUGAUUUGAUCAUGAAGAAUGAGCUAGCAUAGUUGAUGCAUUGGUUUUUGGACACAGACUGUCAGUCGUUAGGCGUUCCCCUGGCAACUCUACUCAGAUUACAUACGACUACUUUGCCAUGCGAUAAGAUUUCCUAGUUCAACUUCUAUCCUUUAACAUUUCAACAUUCUUUGUCUAAGUAUUUUUGAUUGUUUUUCUAUCUGAAAUAUCUGUGAAUAAUCUCAUAGUUCGCAAGACAGUUUUGUGAUUCGGUGGAAUUGAAAGAUUACUAGGACAAUUCAAUCAGCUUCUUAAGGAAUUAUUUACAAUGAAUUUUUAAUCAUCAUCGUCUAAAAGACGUUCGAUUUGGAAUUAUUACAUUUGGCUACGAUUUAAAAAAUAAUGUGUUUGCAUUCCAAAGGAGUCAAAACGACUGUAGUACAUAGUACAUGUAUGAUGAGCGAUAAAAACGAUACGGUUUUCCGAAUGAUCGAUUGAAAGAGGUGUUGAUACAUAUAAAUUUUCGCUAGUGGAAGCUUAGCCACAUGGAUACCAAUUACAGAGCAAAUAUCGGCAAGUGGCUACCACCUCCAGGCGACGUUCUCGAGAAAUGGUUUCUCAACUCGUCGAUGGUUACAGAGAGCAUAGACAAUCUUAUUGAAUCCAUAGCCUUAAUCAUCCAGGACAUCACAGAUUCACAGAUCUGUGAAUUCGAGGUAUAUAAGAGAGUUGCAAACGAUCUAGAAGAGAUAACGAAAGGGUACAAAUCGAUCAGUACGACGAGUCUUAGUACACAUCUGAUUUACAAGUAUAAGAUGCGUCAUUUCUUGACGAUAUUAAAACGAAAAUUGAACGUACUCGUAAGGUUCACUUCUAAUUUGAUAAACGAAAUCGUCGAUUGUAAGAGUGACGAGUUGCUUAGGAUUAUUUUUAGGUUGGUGAACAUUUAUAACGAUGUAUUAGACAUGGAUAUCGAGGUUUCUGGUCCUUCAACAAGCGUAUUCUGUAAUGAUUGUCCUUAUAUACUGGAACCAAUGAAGAAGAUAUCCGUUACUCGAAUAUUGCAGAUGCUGGCCAAAAAUAGAGCGGAAGAAUCUUGCCACGAACUCAUUGACUGCCUUUUAGCAAAUUACAAGCCCCGCGAGAAAACCGAUCCUUCUACGACAAUAUCUGGCGACGCCGACGUUUCCGAAAAUUCGAGUAUCGAGAUUUAUCGAGCGCUUACGAGACAUUUAACGCCACCGAUCGAAAGUUCCGCCUCGAGAACGGAGUUGGAGGUAUCAAAUAUUGAGAGCAUUCAGACAUUAGUCAAUACUCAAAAUGAACAGGUACUGAGGCUGUUAAACGUCGUGCAAGAUGUUUCACCGAAAUUAUUUGGCACUGAUGCGUUAAAAACUAGCAAAGGUAAACAAGAAAAUCUUUUUCAUUGUUUAACUCUUGCCUGGCGCAGGUGUGGCCAUUUUUAACAUGUGUAUCGAAUGAAUUAGAACUUUAUUUUACAGCAACAAAGCGUAGGUUUAAAUAAAAAGAAUUUUUACCUUUACGUGAUAAUGAAAUUCACUUAAAAAAUAAAAUUGCUUAUACAGUUUAAUAGAAUAGUAACAGAGAAAUAUAAUCUAGAUAGUAAUUAAUGACGAAUAUUUCGUCGAAUUCUCCCUGACUGUAUGUGUCAGAAUUAAUCGGACCUAGCCUCCUGUGCUUGCGGACUAAAUUUCAUUCUUAAUUACCAAUCCGUCUAACAUUGAAACCACCAACAUUGAAAUUACCAACCCGUGAAACAUUAUAAAAUAUUCACGGUCGUGAAAGGCGAGACAAGAUUGAGAAGCAGUGCGAUAAAGAAGGUGAAGAAUUAUUAUCAAGAAGUUGCGUGGGGCGCUCUAUCAGGUAUUCUGGAU